AUGCUAAAAGAGGCUUUUCUCAGCUCUUCAAGCUUCCAAAAGUUUAUUCUCAAAUACAAAUAUUUUGAUGAAAACGUUGAUCUACAGCUUCUGUUUGGAGAACCGGAUUUGAUUGACAGGGACACUUGGUCUUUUCCAUAUCCAGAUUCUGACGAAUCUCUUCGAUUGGUGCACUAUGAUAAUCGGGUUUUUGAUUUUUCGAAGGUUAAAAAUUCUGAAAUUCUCAUUGAAAAUUUUCAUAACUAUUGUGAAGUUAAAUAA
This is a messenger RNA of Caenorhabditis briggsae, 261 nucleotides long. The record is from RefSeq and is a predicted model, not a curated record. Lineage: Eukaryota; Metazoa; Nematoda; Chromadorea; Rhabditida; Rhabditidae. The transcript has 2 exons. The coding region runs from base 1 to 261 and encodes 86 amino acids.